UGAAACAAUAGUCAAAGCCUUUAUAAACAGUGAAAAUGAUUAAUUCUACGAUCUUAACUUCGACAGAGACAUAAUUAUAAGCAGUAAACAAGCAAGAUGUAAACUACACCGGUCCAGGCGCAAAGGUCACUGGUACUGGUAAGCCAAAACAGCCUGCACGCAUACAUAACAAAACAGUGAAAGAUAAUGAACCUGUUAACGCACUAAACGGCGUUCGGUCUCUCGACAGUCGCGAAGCGGUUUUCAGUCGAGCAAUACUGCAGAACUACGAACGUGCAAUGAUGAAUGGGAAUAACAGAGAGAUUCUAAUUGAAGCCGCACCACAACGCUUAGAAGCUGCUUACAAGGAAAUAUUUACCACCGAAGCAAUGCAAUUUUUGGCCCAAUUAAUAUCGGAAUUUGACUCAGAAGUUGAGCUGCUGUUACAAAAUCGUAUCAAGCGUAAAUUACUGAUUCAAGAAGGCAAAUGGAGACCGGAAUUCUACAACCGUAGUGAGUCUUUUGGAUGGACAAUUGAUGCUUUGCCGGAACGAUUGCGUAAUAGAAGGCUCGAUCUUGGUGAUGUGAGUCCAGCCAACACGGUUCACUUUACAGAUUGUUUGUAUGCUAACGUGCAGGGAAUUCAGGUUGAUUUUGACGAUGGACACUGUCCUACUUGGCGUAACACGGUGCAAGGCAUUUGUAAUGUAACACAGGCAGUACAUGGUAAGCUGCAGGGUGCCCCAGCAGAUGUGCAGUCGUACCCUUUGCUAAUGCUGCGCCCAAGGGCGUUCAACAUGAUCGAGCAUCACUGCAUUGUAAAUGGAAAGGAGGUGAUUGGCCCACUGUUUGACUUUGCAAUACUUAUGUACCAUAAUGCUCGGAAAAUGGCAAACCUUGGUAUCGGGCCAUAUUUAUACCUCUCAAAGAUAGAGGAUCCGAGUGAAACAAUGCUGUGGAACAAAAUCUUCAUCUGGACCGAGGAUCAACUGAGCUUGCCAAAAGGAACGAUCAAAGCGUGCGUUUUGAUUGAAAACAUCCUCGCAGCAUUCUGUAUGGAGGACAUUCUUUACUCGAUCAGGGAUCAUGCGAUCGGACUGAACUGCGGAAUAUGGGAUUACUGUGCUAGCAUUAUUGCCAAAUUUGGUUGGAAAAGCGAGUUUCUUCUUCCCGAUCGCAACAAAUACGUCAAUAUGGGUCAACCGUUUUUAAGAAAUUACAUGCGCUUACUGAUCAACGUAUGCCAUAAACGGGGAGCGUUGGCAACCGGUGGUAUGGCAGCAACAAUUUUACCAAGAGGAAAAGAAAAAUCUUUGCUAAGCGAUGAAGAAAUAAUAGAAAGCGUUAAAAUGGCCAAAUCGGUGGAAAUUGAUACCGGCGUCGACGGAUUCAUGAUUUACGAUUUACGGAUGGUUGAUGCCAUUAAUGAUUUAUGGGAACGGAAACUUCACUACGAGAAUCAGCUUAACAUUUUACCCAACAUCAAUCACAUCACAGCCGAUAGUUUGCUGCAGAUACCAAGAGGAGGUGUAACGAUAGAUGGUUUAAACAAUAAUAUUACGGUUGCACUGCUUUUCAUUUACCAUUGGCUAACGGGAAGUGGUGUGUUUUUCUUGAACGGAUCAGUAGAAGAUUCGGCGACGGCAGAAAUUUCACGUUCCCAGCUAUGGCAGUGGAUCCGCAUGGGAGCCAUAUUGGAGGAUCGCGAAAACAGCAUCGUCACGCGCAUGCUAGUUUAUCAGAUGAUGGACAAAAUCAUCUCUGCUGCUUACCGUGCAUGGUGCAUUACGCCUCCAGAUCGUAAACGUUUGCUUUCCGCGAAGUACAUGCUGCUGGACGUUAUUUCAUCGCGCCACUACAUCGAAUACAUCACGACGCACCUUAACGACAGUCACAAAUUUCGAACACUACACAAUAAAAACGAUGGUCUGAUGGCGAAGUUAUGAAAACAGAAA
Molecule: messenger RNA, 1934 nt
Organism: Anopheles funestus (African malaria mosquito)
Lineage: Eukaryota; Metazoa; Arthropoda; Insecta; Diptera; Culicidae
Product: malate synthase-like
Exons: 6
Coding region: 279-1925 (548 amino acids)
Biological process (GO): glyoxylate cycle
Cellular component (GO): cytoplasm
Molecular function (GO): malate synthase activity
Source: RefSeq, a predicted model, not a curated record